Molecule: messenger RNA, 1332 nt
Organism: Fonsecaea erecta
Lineage: Eukaryota; Fungi; Ascomycota; Eurotiomycetes; Chaetothyriales; Herpotrichiellaceae
Exons: 4
Coding region: 1-1332 (443 amino acids)
Source: RefSeq, a predicted model, not a curated record
AUGGGCCGCCCACCAGCAAAUUACAAACGUCUUAUUGUGCUGUGCGACGGAACGUGGCAGAGCAUCCUGAACGUCAGCAGUCCUAGCCAUCCAACCAACAUUGCCCGCUUUGCUCGAGCCAUCAGCCCUGUUGCUGUGGUUCAAGACAAGGAUGGUGUAGAACGGGAGGUCGAGCAAAUCGUCUAUUACCAACCGGGUGUUGGGUCAGGAAUUGGAGACAAGAUCCGCGGCGGCGUCUAUGGCGCUGGGCUGUCUGCCAAUAUCCGAGCGGCCUAUGCUUUCCUGGCACACAACUACGACCCAAACCCUGGAGAUGAGAUCUUCUUCUUUGGCUUCUCGCGCGGCGCCUACACGGCCCGCUCGAUCGCGGGCUUGGUGACCAAGCUCGGGCUCCUCACGAAACGGGGCAUGGACUGGUUCCCUCAAGUCUACGACGAAUACUACAACGAUCCCACCAGCAAGCCUGUCUUCGACUUCUCCCCCACGCUCAAGGGGCUGAUCGGCAACGACCUGAACGAAGGGGCCAAGAACGCGGUCAAGAUCGUCGGCGUCUGGGACACGGUCGAGUUCCACGCGGAGGGCUGGGGCGGUGAGAAGAUCGAAUUCCACAACGCCGAGUUGUCGACCCACGUCCAAUAUGCGUACCACGCGCUGGCGCUGGAUGAGCGUCGCGUGCCCUUCAAACCGACAUUGUGGCAGUGGCCGAAAGACCCCAACAACCGGUCGAAACUGUACCAGCCCACGUCCGGUGCUGGCCUUCAGGUGAUGAAGCAGGUGUGGUUCUCGGGCGUCCACAGCGACAUCGGCGGCGGCAGGUAUGACCCGAGGGGCUCCGACAUCACGUUGGCGUGGAUGCUCGCGCAGUGUUCCAAGGACAAGAAACUGGCCUUCAUCGACGAGGAUCCCGACGACCCGUCCGACUUCACCGAGUACUAUCUGCUGCCCGACCGCCUCAAGCCGAACCCCAACAAGACGUGGAGCCAGCUGGGCAACAAGCUGGCCGCAGACCCCAGUGAGGGCAUCGUGGGCGAAAUCACCGACGCCGUUGAACACAUCGCCGUGGAAGACCGCAAGGCGUGGCCGAUGGCAAACACGUUCGAACGCAUCCACCGCUCGAUCCACGACCGUAACCUGCACAACUGGCACUGCGGCAUGCUCAGCGGCCGGGACCAGGACGGCUUGUGGGGGUUGGUCAGUCCGAGCCAGUUCGGCGCCGCGCUGCCGGAGUUGGAGUCUGACGACGUGGCCGACGCCAUCGAGGACAAGUACCGUGGACGAGUUCGGGCGCUGCCGGGGUCGAAGGGCGGUCCGGCGAUACCAACGAAACUGUAG